Molecule: messenger RNA, 1224 nt
Organism: Cetraspora pellucida
Lineage: Eukaryota; Fungi; Glomeromycota; Glomeromycetes; Diversisporales; Gigasporaceae
Source: the annotation of a GenBank genome assembly
AUGACUACUUAUACUGAUAAAGGACCUAAACUUGAUUCCGCAAACUAUUUGGGCUUUGAUCAUGUAAAGUUUUGGGUAGGAAACGCUAAGCAAGCUGCCUCUUAUUAUUGUACCCGCCUGGGUUUUAAACACAUUGGUUAUCAAGGCUUGGAAACAGGAAGUCGGGAUAUCGUUUCUCACGCAGUUCGUCAAGGAUCAAUCACCUUUGUAUUCCAAUCACCCCUUAAUCCGAACGAUAAAUUGAUGAGUGAUCAUCAAAGUACUCAUGGUGAUGGCGUUAAAGACGUUGCAUUUACUGUUGAUGACGCUCGUAGUCUGUGGAAUAAUGCAAUACAAAGAGGUGGAAAAUCGAUUAAAGAACCAUGGGAGGAAAAAGAUGAAAAUGGAGUUGUCGUAAUGGCUACAGUUGGCACUUAUGGUGAUACCGUCCAUACUUUUGUUGAAAGGACAAAUUACCAUGGUGCUUUUCUACCAAAUUUUAAAUCGACAACUUUCGAGGAUCCAUUAGAAGUAACGUUGAAACCUACACAUUUACUAUACUUGGAUCAUGUUGUCGGUAAUCAACCGGAUUUAGAGAUGGAGCAAAUUUGUGAAAUGUAUGAAAAAAUUUUCAAUUUUCAUCGCUUCUGGUCAGUUGAUGAUAAACAAAUCCAUACCGAAUAUUCUUCUUUGCGCUCAGUAGUAAUGGCUGAUUAUGAUGAAAGAAUUAAAAUGCCAAUAAACGAACCUGCAAUAGGCCGUAAAAAGUCACAAAUUCAAGAAUUUGUUGAAUAUUAUGGCAGUGCAGGUGUUCAACAUAUGGCAUUAAGAACAAACGAACUCGAACUGAAGCCGGGGUUCGAACCUGGACCGACUAGUUUGGUUCAAUUUUGUAUUGCUUUCGGUUCCCGUUCCGGAUCUUUCGGUAUAAUUACUAGUGUAACGAAUCUCAGAUCACGUGGCUUGGAGUUUCUUACAAUUCCUGCUACUUACUAUGAUGACCUUCGUUCACGCCUUUCUACAUCUAAUGUUAAAAUACUUGAAGAUAUUGACCUUUUACAAAAAUUACAUAUAUUGAUCGACUAUGAUGAAGAAGGCUAUCUUCUUCAGCCAUUGCAAGAUCGUCCCACUUUGUUCAUUGAAAUCAUUCAACGUCAUAAUCAUCAAGGUUUUGGAGCUGGAAAUUUCAAGGCACUAUUUGAGGCCAUUGAACGUGAUCAAGAUGCUCGUGGAAAUUUGUUCUAA